AUGGCAUCCAACGUCAAAGCUUGUUUUAGGUGCAGGCAGAAGAAGAUCAAAUGCGACAAUGUUCGCCCGACAUGCCAGAAUUGCUUGAAAGCGAAUACGCCAGGCGAUUGUAUCUACGGCGAAGACGCUGAAUUCCCAGAAGUCCGUCUGCUCGAGGAGAAAAUAGGCCGCCUUCAGGAACGGAUUGCGUUCCUCGAGAACAACGGCGACUCCCAGCCGAUCAUGCUGCACGACCCGUAUCCUGCGCCUGGCCGGAAUGAACCAAAGCAGGUUUCUGACAUCGGUCACCAUGCCCUUCCGCCGUCUACUGUGCAGGAGCUCAUGCGAUCUUUCUCGAGCGGCGCUGCUGAGGUUGGGCUGUUUAUGCACAUGCCCCGUCUCCUGGGACGCAGCGCACAACCUCUCGCCGGCCUGUCAGAGCACGCGCUCGCGUUGAUGCACGCGACUCGUCUCAUAGGGGCCUACCUCUCCGCCGACGCGAGUCUGAACGAUCUGCAGCCGGUGUUCCUCGCCCUCACCCUGAAGGACCUCUCCGCGGCCCUCGUCAAUCUGGACCCGCCAGCCAUCCUCGACGUCCUGCAGACCGAGGUGUUCCUCGCAUGCUACUUCUUUUCGACGAACCGCACGGUCGAGGGCGUGUACCACAUGGACGCCGCGUCCGCAAUCGUCCUCGCGAACCGGCUGCACAAAAUCCGCAGCACGCGCUUCCCGGUUCUGUCCGACAGCAGGGACGACAUCGAAGAAGGCGAGAGGAUCAACGCGUUCUGGACGACGUUCAUACUGGACAGGUGUUGGUCCCCGGUCUUGGGCCGGACGCCCAUCUUUGCAGAUGCGGAAGUGAGGGGCACGGAGAUCGACACGCCCUGGCCGCUCAGCAUCGAGGCGUACGAGAAUCAUCCCCUCCCUGCUGAAUGGCGCGGGUUCAAGACGGUUCAGAGGUUCUUGUUCGAUAGCCCGUUUUCUAACAUCGAACAGGGGCCCCUUGCUCUGCAUGCGAAGGCAGCCGCGCUGUACAGUCAAGCCCGCACCGCUGCUCAGGUCAGCACCUACGCAUUCCCUCAGGGAUGGGCUGAGCUCGACAGGCGCAUUGAACAAUUCAUCAAAAGCCUGCCUCUGAUGAACAGUAUCCGGCCCACCGACCACAACAUGAAGAGCAAGCUGCUCAUUGCGUACAUGCUUGCAUACGGCGCCGUCAUCGAGCUUCAAAAGCCCUUCGAUCGUCACCGCGGCGUUGGCACUAACAAGGCCGCCGCAGCCGCGUUCGACGCCGCCAAUAUCCUGAACCAAAUCGACAUACGCGGUGGGAUGCUCGUGGACCCGAUGGUUGGGGUUGUGCUGGUGUCUGUGGCCAAUGUUUUGGUGCGUACCCUGAGAGCCCGCAGGCAGAGUGCUGCUGGCCCCGGCUCCGGCUCCGGCUCUCAGGCUGGGGACGUUGAUGGGAUCAUGUUGGCCCUGGUUCAUAUACGUUGGACGCUGGGAGCGUGGGGCGAGCGCAGUGCUUAUAUCAAGGACCAGCAGAAUCAUGUUGCCACUCUGUUACAAGGCUUGUAA
Messenger RNA from Rhodofomes roseus, 1551 nucleotides. RefSeq lists its product as uncharacterized. The transcript is spliced from 8 exons. Gene Ontology annotation, cellular component: nucleus. Bases 1 to 1551 code for a protein of 516 amino acids. Gene Ontology annotation, molecular function: zinc ion binding; DNA-binding transcription factor activity, RNA polymerase II-specific; DNA binding. Gene Ontology annotation, biological process: regulation of DNA-templated transcription; DNA-templated transcription. Lineage: Eukaryota; Fungi; Basidiomycota; Agaricomycetes; Polyporales; Fomitopsidaceae. The record is from RefSeq and is a predicted model, not a curated record.